AUGGAUUUCGGGUCCUUGGAGACUGUCGUGGCCAACUCUGCCUUCAUCGCUGCCCGUGGCAGCUUUGAUGGAAGCAGCACCUCCUCUUCCCGGGACAAGAAGUAUCUGGCCAAGCUCCGGUUGCCCCCACUGUCCAAGUGCGAGGGUCUCCGUGACAACCUCAACCUGGAGUUUGAGAGCCUGUGCUCAGAGCAACCCAUUGGCAAGAGGCUCUUCCAGCAGUUCCUGAAGACAGAUGACAGGCACGUGCCAGCCCUGGAGCUCUGGAAGGACAUUGAGGACUAUGACACGGCCGAUGAUGACCUGCGGCCGCAGAAGGCACAGGCCAUCCUGGCCGACUACCUGGACCCCCAGGCCACGCUCUUCUGCAGUUUUCUGGACCAGGGCAUGGUAGCAAAAGUGAGGGAAGGGCCAAUGGGAAGCCAGGAUGGCCUCUUCCAGCCUCUGCUGCAGGCCACGCUGGACCACUUGAGCCAGGCCCCCUUCCAGGAGUACCUGGAAAGCCUGUACUUCCUGCGGUUCCUCCAGUGGAAGUGGCUGGAAGCCCAGCCCAUAGGCGAAGACUGGUUCUUGGACUUCAGGGUCCUGGGGAAAGGGGGCUUUGGGGAGGUGUCCGCCUGCCAAAUGAAGGCGACCGGCAAGAUGUAUGCCUGUAAGAAGCUCAACAAGAAGCGUCUGAAGAAGAGGAAGGGUUACCAGGGUGCCAUGGUUGAGAAGAGGAUUCUGGCCAAAGUUCACAGCCCGUUCAUCGUGUCUCUGGCCUAUGCAUUCGAGACCAAGACUGACCUCUGUCUGGUGAUGACCAUCAUGAAUGGAGGUGACAUAAGGUACCACAUCUACAAUGUGGAUGAGGAGAACCCUGGCUUCCCAGAACCACGAGCAAUCUACUACACAGCACAGAUCAUCAGUGGCCUGGAGCACCUGCAUCAGAGGCGCAUUGUCUACCGUGACCUCAAGCCGGAAAAUGUGCUGUUGGACAAUGAUGGCAAUAUCCGAAUCUCUGACCUUGGAUUGGCUGUGGAGCUGAAGGAGGGGCAGAAUAAGACCAAGGGCUAUGCAGGGACCCCAGGUUUCAUGGCCCCUGAGCUCCUGCGUGGUGAAGAAUAUGACUUCUCUGUGGACUACUUUGCCCUGGGGGUCACGUUGUAUGAGAUGAUCGCAGCUAGAGGACCCUUCCGAGCCCGAGGAGAGAAGGUAGAGAACAAGGAACUCAAGCAGCGAAUCAUCUCAGAGCCCGUGAACUACCCAGACAAGUUCAGCCAGGCCAGCAAGGACUUCUGUGAGAGGCUGCUGGAGAAGGACCCGGAGAAGCGCCUGGGCUUCCGGGAUGGGACCUGCGAUGCACUGAGGGCUAACAUCCUCUUCAAAGACAUCAGCUGGAGGCAGCUUGAAGCCGGGAUGCUGAUCCCUCCAUUCAUCCCAGACUCUAGGACUGUCUAUGCCAAGAACAUACAGGACGUGGGUGCCUUUUCCACAGUCAAGGGUGUGGUUUUCGACAAAGCAGACACAGAGUUCUUCCAAGAAUUUGCCUCUGGCAACUGCCCCAUUCCUUGGCAAGAGGAGAUGAUUGAAACUGGUAUCUUUGGGGACCUGAAUGUGUGGCGCCCAGAUGGUCAAAUGCCAGAUGACAUGAAGGGAAUCACUGCGGAGGAGGCAGCCCCUGCAUCCAAGUCAGGAAUGUGUCUCAUCUCCUAGCCGCGUGUCUGAGGGAAGCAUGGAGCUGGUUGUGUAAAGAGAAGACGGUGUACUGAGUUCAUGGGAGACAUGUGACCCCGGCGUCAGCCUGUGCUCACCCCACCCAGGCCACCACGCAGCUGUGUCCCCUUUCGGUCUAGACCCUACAGACUUGGCAGUCCAUUUCUUUUGUCCUAUUUCACUCAAAAGAGACAAAAAGGCCUCAGAUUGAAUAACAAGGUACAAAUGCUCAAAGCAACUCUGUGUAUACAUGCGUGACCAGGAGCUUGGAUGGCCAGAAACCCACAUGCAGUAUGGAUCUCCUGGUACUUUGAGUCAAUGCUUCAGGGCAGGCUUGUUUGUUCCUGGUCAGUUCAGGGCUGCAUGCACUUAUGCAUCCCAAGGAGGACUGUACCCUGUGGGGGGAGUCUACCCCAGACCCUCCUUGCCUGGUUCCUGCCUCCUCAGCUGCCUUUACUGGUUACCACAUGCUCCAUAGACCUCAGUUUGGAGCUAUUGAGUCUUCAGGGAGUAGAAAGGAUAGAAUGACCUGGUCUUAGCUAAGAGCCAUUGCCUCCUCUCAAGAAUGGAGACAGCUACCUCAGACAGCUACAGCCUCUGUCCUUGGUCAACACCUUAUGUGGUAUAUACUCAGAUAUAGUCACGUCACGUGGUAGGGGCCCAAGUCUUUACAUGCUAAUGCCAUGUGUGUUGGAUGCCUGAGUGAAGGUAUGCUAUAUGUAGUGUGUGUUCAAGUCCUCACGCAGUCAUUACACCGGUAGUGGGUGUCUGUGUUCUCAGACCAUCUCUGUGCCACCAGUCCCUCCUUGUUUGCGAGGGAGGUGACCUACAUAUACCCAAUAAUUUUGGAAACUUGCUGGAUGAAGCCAGCGCUGGAAUGCAACACUGGACCAGAGUUCCCCAAGCUAUGAGGGAUGCAGACAUCUGUCAAGAGCAUGCCACCAAUAAGCCUCAGGCCAGCUGCAUUGUGGCUAUAGAUGUGCCUUGCACACAUGAUAACCUGGGGACUAAUGUUGGAUGCUAAAGAAGUCCAUGCUGGGACUCUGCUCUUCUCGGAGAAUCUGACACUGUGGGAUUGUGGGGUGCUCUGGAAGGGCCUUGGGGUGGUGCCCAUACCUCCUGGACCAUGGUCUGUGACCCCUUGGAAACCAGUAGUCCUGUAGUGUUAAGUGUGCUAUAGAUAAGGCAAGUCUCCCAUCAUCCCCUCCCCCUUCAUCCUAUAGAACAUCACACAGGUAGAGCAUCACGUAGGCAGAGCAUCAUACAUGUUCAAGUAUUGGAUGCAUAUUUUAUUUCAUUAUGUUCUGGAGCUCAUUUUAGUAUGCUCUUGGUUGAAGACCCUGGCAGUUUGGCUGUCUUGUCCUCGUCUUCGUUGGGUUGGAGGAGUGUGAAAAGAGUGGGCUCCAGCAGCCACAGCAGGUUUCGGGGAGGCCUGGUCCUCGUUACAUUAGCCAUCACCCCUGUUUAGCUCAUGGAACCUGUGUGACUGCAGAGGCUCAGGGCCAGGCCCCUCCUCACCCUGCACUAUAGACAAAAGAGCAAGACACUCAGUCCAGUUCCAACCUCAGACACAGAGUGAACAUUUUCCCAGUGUAAGUAUGUCUCAGCAGUAUUUGGGACAUACCUGAACUAAGACUAUUCACUGUUUGUGCAGAAUUCAGAUUUAAUUGUAUGUUCUGUCGGUCUUCUGAAACCCUCUAAAUCUAGCCAGCCUCCUGCAGGCCAUCAACAAGCAGGGGUGAAACUGGGAGCGAUAUUGAUUUGCGUUUCUUUUUGUCUUAGGGUCUAAUCAGGGGAAGUCUCUUCUCACUUUUGAGUGUCACUCACAUAUGUAAGAUUGAAUGUCACUCUAAGAGAUACGUUCUACGGCUCAGUUAGCGAGCACAGACACCCCAGCAGCCAUGUUCUUGGAUGUACAUCCAGGGCCCUGCUAGCUUCAUCGGAGGGGUGGUGCUGGGAGGAGAAGGAGGAACUGCUCGCUCUGUGCUCGCUGGAUGGAGCCAACUCUUUGUCCUGAGGUUUCUUUGACCAUUUUUGGGGACCUCCACUGUAGGUGUUCUCUCAGGGACAGUAGCCUUUUGGCCUGAAGAGUUUCCACAUUCUCACUGGCCCUCCUCACCCCUAGAGAUUAUAAACUCCUAGAGAUUGUAGGUCCUAGAGCUCAGGUCUUGUCUGGACACUGAUCCCCGGGAGCUGCAGUCACCCGCUUUGGUUCUGACAGUUGCCGGCCACCUUGUUUAUAAUCUCCCAGAAGACGUAACACAGGACUAACACCAGUUGUAGGAUGUCAUGGACACUGCUACACAGGCCUGUUCUAGGGUCUCUACAAGAAGGGACCUUUUUAUCCUCAAGAUGAGGAGAUAGCCCUAGGACUGGAAGCCUACCUGGAAGCCCUGUGAGACACAGGUUGUCUCGUGCCCAGGUUACCAGCAAGCUGUGAACUGCUUCACUUUUGAUUACCCAGAGAUAUACAACUGUGCUGAAAUUCAUUUCUGCCAUGACUCUAAUAAUUCUUCACCCUCAGAAGGGACCUGGUAGAGGAGGCACCUUAGACUAGACAGAGAGGACUCUGGGAGCUGGAGGUCAUUUAGUGAAAGGCAGGAACCCACUAUGAGGAGUAGGGCCAUAUCAGCUUUUGUAGCAUUGUAUUCAAACUGGCUUUGGACUUUAUCCCUUUUUUUGACUUCACUGAUAAUUAAGGAAUAGUUAUCAAGGAUGAUGAAAUUCUGCAGCAGGCCCUGAAACUCUUCCCAAACCUAAAGUCGUAUCACAAGUGGUCUAUGAAGCUAAGCAACCAAGUCUGUGACUAUGAUUUGAUGAAGAAGUUUAGCACAUGCCCAAAGAUCAGUGUUUCGGAGGUUGUACCUCCUGUGAGGUCAUGUGAGUAGUGGUGGGAUCUUUAAGAGGUGAGUGUAGGAGCUGGUCUUUGGGGGAGUGCUUUGGAAAGGCUUAGCUAUUUCUGUGGGGUUAUGACUGGUCUGGAAGAGACUGGGUUCCACUACAGGUGUUAGUCCAACCUCUGAGCUCCCUGGCUUCCUGUCUGUCUGUUUCACAGCAGGGUGUGAGUCCAUUGUGCCAUUUCCAGUGGCCAAACAAAUGGGACCACUCAUUUUGGCUUCCCAGCUUCCAAAACUAGGGGUUAAAUAAACCUCUUCACAAAUUACCCCAUCUGUGGUAUUUUGUUAUAGCGAUAGGAAGUGAACAAACUAUCAACUGUAGAAUUUUACAUCCAUACAAAGUAGACUUCUGGUUCCAGACAAGAUGGUAUUCAUACACUGUGGUGGUUUGAAUAGGAAUGGCCCCUAAAGGCUUAUAUAUUUAAAUGCUUGGUUAUUAGGGAUCAGGAGGUGUGGCUUUGUUGG
Mesocricetus auratus (golden hamster) is the source of this 5057-nucleotide messenger RNA. It is a transcript of the gene Grk1, whose product is annotated as G protein-coupled receptor kinase 1. The record is from RefSeq and is a predicted model, not a curated record. Bases 1 to 1695 code for a protein of 564 amino acids. Gene Ontology annotation, molecular function: rhodopsin kinase activity; ATP binding. Lineage: Eukaryota; Metazoa; Chordata; Mammalia; Rodentia; Cricetidae. Gene Ontology annotation, cellular component: cytoplasm. Gene Ontology annotation, biological process: visual perception; protein phosphorylation; signal transduction. The transcript is spliced from 7 exons.